UUGGCUCAAGACCGCCCAUUUUAAAGGGGGCCUGCCUGGCCUGUGUGAUCCUGUCAGAGUCCCGUGCCAUCCGACACCGCAUCGAUCGUGGGCACCAUGGCGGACGAGACCAACCAAAUGCAGGAAGUCUCGGAGGAAGGUGUGACGGAGUUUCAACCCGUCAGCGAGGGAGGCGAGAGCCGCGAAGAGACGGAGACGGAUCUGAUUGACUUUGACAACCUUUCAGAUGGCGAAGGGAAGACGGAGAAAGACAAGCUGAGUGCGGAGGACGUGAUGAAAGAGAUUCUCGAGCUGUCGCAAACCGAGCUGGUCGUGUUGAGCAAGUCUUGGGAUAUGUUUAUGGCUGCCUUGGGCGGCGAGCGUGAGACGGUGGGCGACGCCAUCUUUGGGGCGCUGAGCGAUCGCUUGAUUUGUAUCAAGGAAGCCUUCAAGGGCCGUCCCCGAGCGAUCAUCUCCUUGAACCUGUUCAACGGCUUCCGGCUGCUCUGCGACAAAGCAUCGAAUCCACAGGACCUGAAAGUCCAGGUCGAAACCUUGGCGUUCAAGCAUUUGGGCAACGAGAUCACUCAGCAACGCGUGGAUGGCGUCACCGAAGCCUUUUUGGAGUUGGUGCAGCAGAACGUACCUCAGCUUCCUCCAGGCUCAAUCAAUGCGUGGCAAAAGAUGCUGACCUACACGGGAUCUUGCUGCAGGUAUAUCAGUGCAACCUACACUGAUCGGUUGAAGAUCAUCAAGGACGACUGGGACGUCAUCCAAAAUGCCCAAGAGGCGGAGCAUGAGGGCGAGGAAUCGGUCACACGCUCCUUCGCGGGCAUGUGCACCUUCAGCAGCGAAGUCAUCGGACAACAGAUCGAAGGGUGGAUGGAAGAGCUCUUAGGGGUCUUCACUGUCUUGGUCGAAAGGAUUGCCAACCCUUCUCACCUCAUGGAGGAAUGCGAGCUGCUGGCGAUCAGCAUGAUUAGCAAAGCCAAGGACAUCCAAUUUGAGAAAUUCAAACCCGUGAUGUUGGCGGCUCUUCGGUCUUUGCUUCCCAAGACUUGGAGCAUGAGCCAUGAGACGGCUUGGGAGUGGCUUUGGGCCACCAUCAGCCACAACUUGAACGAGUCCACUCAAAAGGCCCGUGCCUUCAAGUCUUACAAUGCUCAGCUGUUUGCAUCUUUGAAGGAAGAGCAGUUGGAUAUCUUUCGCAACGAUCUUUACACGGACUUCUUUGCCAAGUGUGCGGCGAGCCAGGACAUCUUCAAGCAGUCCCAAACCAGACUUCACUACAUCGCGGAUCGGGUGCUGCAGUCGUCCUACGAGAUGUUCCACACGCCCAAAGAUGAAAUGGUGGACGAUCUCUCCGGCUUGGGGUUACGACAUGUAGGGUAUGGUGUCCCCAUCGAGCUCUUUGCGCCCUUCACGGACUCCUGUGUGGCUGUGGUGAAGGAUUUGGUCGCGAGGAUGCCCAAAGGUGAGUCCACCAAGAAGAUCUCGUGCACCAUCGUUGGAAUGCACGAGGCUGAGGAACGUGACGUGCCCGAACACAUGAUGGUGGAGGGCUUCCGGUGGUCCAUUGGCCUGGUGGCGCGCUUGCUGAUGCGCAUCAUCACUGAGGGCUCCACCGCAGUGAUGCAGGCCAUCUACCAGGACAGUGCCAAGCUUCUCCGACAUGCGCUGCAAGAAGCGCCCCGUGGCCAGCGUGCGCUUCUUCAGCUGAGAGUGCGCGUGGGCAGCCAAUCGAUCUCACCACUCUAUUGGGCGCUCAGGAGCGGCGCACACACCGCGGCUCGGACGAUGUUGGAAGAUGUGCUCACCAUCCGAGCGGAUCGAGAUCGGUACUACUAUGGCGUGAAUGAUAUGUUCAAGCAUCAGCCCACUAUCGCAGCAGACAUCUUGCAAGAAGCACCAAAGUUGGUGAAGCCGUUUUUGGAUGGUUUGAUUUGGCGAUCGCACAAGACCAAGGACGGCUUGCGGCCGGUGGUGUACUACAUGGAGCAUUUGCUGCAAGACCCCGAUGAGGAUCAGAUGAUCUCACGUGCGUUUGUGAGCUUCGUGCAAUUUAAGAAUCCGGGCAUCAUCGUCCACCCCAUCUUGAUCUUCGUCUCAGAUCUCGUUUGGGAGAAGCUGGUGCGGAGCUUCUUCAUGUGGGACCAGGUCUUUCGGAUGAUUAAUUUCGUGAUCUUCCUGUUGGCCGGUUGCUUUUUGAACCAAACCAACAUCAUGGCGGAUCCAGUGGCUUCCAAGUUUCUCGCCGCAGCACGACUCUUGGUCUACACCAUGGGCUUUGGGAAAUUGCUCUACUCCCACAUUUUUGAGCUCUACAAGUCCUCCAGCCGACAGGAGUGGAAAUACAUUUGUGGUCUGCGGAUUCCGACUUACCUUCUCAAGAGCACCGAAAUGCUCAGCUUUGCCUUGAUGAUCAAUAUGGCCUUCAUGCUCACGGUGGAGCCAAUGGUUCACUGCUUUGGAAGUUCAGAGGCUUUGCUGGAGUUCCAAUGUGAGCAGUACACAGAUAUUUUGAGCUUGGCCUAUGAGUUCUUCUUGGUAAUGGGUAUCAUAUUGUAUGUGGUCCUGAUCUUCGGCAUCGGCAGCAGCAUCUCCAUCCAGAUCUCGGAGUACCGCGUGCUGUGCUUGCGCGCUGUGAAACAGGUGAUGCUGUGCUUUGGUGUCAUCACGCUGGCAAUCUUCACCUUUGGCUUUGCCAUCACGGCCAUGACUCGGGAGGUUGGGAACCUCUCAAGCCCAGAGUGGAACAACUUGGGGGUGACCAUGAGCAAUCUCUUUCAACUCGCUGUUGGCAUGCUGGACUUAGGAGAGCUCAGCAACAUUGCGGAUGAGAGUCCGUUUCUCCUCAUCAUCCUGGCUUCGUUCAUGCUCCUGGUCUACAGCUUCUUCUUCAACCUCUUGGUCUCGCAGUUCUGUGGUGUCUACGCCUCCUUGGCUGCCGAUAGCGAAGGCCAUGCACGCCUGUCCAGGGGCGACGUCAUCUUGGACACGCUCAAGGCUUUGCAUCCUAGCACGACGACAGGACCCCAGCAGCAGUCUUUUGAUGAGGCGGUUCAGAUGAAGCGAUGGAAGCAGUUCAUCCUCAGCUUGUCCCUCGACCUUCGGACGGACUUCGACGAGGGCGAUAUCGGCCUUGCCGGAGGUGUGAAAGUCUUCGAGCCUGCAGGAGCAAACCCCAAGACACAGGACCAAAUCAUCCGUUUUGGAGGACAGACGGAUCCAUCAUUGCCAUGGCCCGAAAAGAACGAGGAUAAUGACCAGAGUCAAGACAAGAUGAUCCAAAAGACGAUUCAGAAGUCUUUGGCCCAUUACCUGGGCAAGAAGGGUGACGGUAGCGACUUCACGCUUAGCAGCAGCCACAACAGCAGCAGCAACAAAGGGGACUGAGUGCCUUCGGAUCCCGGAAUGCAGGCAGAACGAAGGUGGUCAUAUUGGCCGAGACUGUGCCAUCCGACUGGUGCAGAGUUGUUUCGUUUCAAUGGCCCUGGGUCUCCGAAAACGGGCGGACGAGAUGCGUUUUGGUCCCAAC
Messenger RNA from Durusdinium trenchii, 3517 nucleotides. The record is from the annotation of a GenBank genome assembly. Lineage: Eukaryota; Dinophyceae; Suessiales; Symbiodiniaceae.